CUCUAGGUGGAGAGCAGGAAGCGAUGCUUUGGUGCUGUUAGUCGGUGAACGCUUCUAAUGGAGGCACGGUAUGAUGGACACCUAAUGACAUGAGGAUGUUCUGGCUUCCUGAUCUAUAGAGAAUGACACAUUGUAAUACUAUUUGGGAUACAGCUCUUCCUCUUGGCUCUGAAAGCCCCUAAAAGCAGUUUAAAUGAGAAUGUCCUUGGCGCAGAGAGUGCUCCUCACCUGGCUUUUUAGUUUGCUUUUCCUCAUCCUGGUGGUGCUGAAGCUGGAUGAAAAGGCUCCAUGGAAUUGGUUUAUUAUUUUCAUCCCCAUCUGGAUAUUUGACACUAUUCUGCUCAUUAUGCUGAUUGUAAAAAUGGCAGGACGAUGUAAAUCUGGAUAUGAUCCCAGGAACGGGGCUCAAAAUAUGAAGAAAAAAUCCUGGUAUCUUACAGCCAUGUUACUGAAAUUGGCAUUUUGCCUUGCCCUUUGUGCCAAGCUGGAACAAUUCACCAGUAUGAAAAUAUGUUUUGUCUUUAUUCCAUUAUGGAUCCUGCUGAUCGGAGGACUGAUUGAACUGGGAAUAAAUGUGUUUUAUGUCAGACGAGAUCAGUAACACCCAGGAAGGGCAGUACUGGGGACUGCAGGGAUGAGGAAAUAUGGCAUGCAUGUAUACCUUGGCGAUUGUCUUUGACAUCAUAAGAGUUAUUUUCCACCAAACUGACCUGUAGGUUCACCCCUCACUCCCAUGGGCUGCAAGCAGUUUAAUGCUGUCAAGCAACAUUGGUGUUCUGCUUUGAAUGGAUUGUUAGAAGGCUGCAUGGUUUUACUGUAUCAUAUGUAAAUAAAUGGAAACUUAUGGU
Nanorana parkeri is the source of this 848-nucleotide messenger RNA. It is a transcript of the gene TMEM60, whose product is annotated as transmembrane protein 60. Lineage: Eukaryota; Metazoa; Chordata; Amphibia; Anura; Dicroglossidae. The record is from RefSeq and is a predicted model, not a curated record. The transcript has 2 exons. Bases 194 to 601 code for a protein of 135 amino acids.